Messenger RNA from Solanum dulcamara, 4336 nucleotides. Its product is annotated as putative late blight resistance protein homolog R1A-3. The transcript is spliced from 3 exons. The coding region runs from base 265 to 4002 and encodes 1245 amino acids. NCBI's taxonomy places the organism in Eukaryota, Viridiplantae, Streptophyta, Magnoliopsida, Solanales, Solanaceae. Gene Ontology annotation, biological process: defense response to other organism. Gene Ontology annotation, molecular function: ADP binding. The record is from RefSeq and is a predicted model, not a curated record.
CUGAUUGUUGCUUACCUACCAUUAAUUAAUAGAUUAAUAAUGCAAUCAUUCAGAACUCAUACAAUACACAUUCCAAGUCUGUUUAUGCCAUUGCCAACUCGAAUUAUUGUUUGAUCUCCUCACCCAUUUCUCUGGACAACACCUUGUGCCAUAUAGGAUUCAGAUCUACGACCAAUCAGUUAAUAAUAGAUCGAUUUAUCACUAGGCUAUUGGGGAAUAACAGGAGAUUUGAUAAGUUAAGAUUGAGGAUUUUUUCAACAGAAAAUGGCUGAAACUGAAAUUGAGGAAAUGUUAGAUCACCUGAGAAGGAUCAAGAGUGGAGGUGAUCUGGAUAGCUGCCAUAUUGAAAAAAUUAACAUACUUGAAAUGGUGCUAAGAGAUUUUAGAACCUGUAUAAAGUAUCAUCAUGUUCUUUUGCCUGAUUACUUAGUCAAACUCACAAAGAAUGCCAAAGGGACUGUGCAAAUGCUUCACUGGGUACUUUAUGGGAUCCCAGAUGAAUGUAAAACUAACCUUAUCCUGGAAAGGCUAGAAUCACAUUUGUUGGAAUUCAUUGAAGGUAAUACCAGUUUAAGUUACAAAUAUGAGUUGAAUGAUUUUGAUCUGUCAGAAUGUAUGGAUUGCCUCGGAAAGAAUCUAAAUGAUGUACUGGUGAUGUACCCGGAAGAGGAUAGGUCUGAAGGAGACCUUGAAGAACACAGAUUUAGAAAGCAACUGAAAAUUGUUCAAAAGAAAAUGAGAUUUCUGAGAUACUUAUAUACCACAGAGAUAAAAGGUUACGUCGAUGAUGAGAAGCUGGAAUGUUUGGAGACUCGAAUUCAGUUCAUGGCUGACAAUGUGGGACAGUUUUGUUAUGCUUUAUCAGUUUACUUUGUUCCUUUAUUUGUAGAUAAGGAUGAGGAUGACACAUAUGAGUAUAAUAUCAUGAAUAAACAUCCCUAUAUAUUAUUCUUGAUUGUGUUAGUGGAGCUGGAAAUGAAGAAGAUUUUUCUCAGUGAACUAAAGGCUUCAAAGUUUAGUCAAUCAAGAACUUUCAAGGACAAGAAAUUACCAAAAGGAUUUUCUCAUCAUCUCCACAGUUUGCUGAUGUAUCUCAAAAACAAAAAGCUCAAGAACUUUCCUAAUAUUAUUUCUGCUCAAAAUAUUGAUGUGGCAAUACAGUUCUUGUUGGUUUUCCUUGAUGCUGAUGUGUCAAAUCAUGUUAUUAAUGGUAACUGGUUGAAUGAAGUUAUGGAGAAGGUUGGAGCUAUAGUGGGUGAUGUUCUAUAUGUAAUUCAAAAGCUUCUUCCUACCUCUAUAAACAAAGAUGACACUAGCAAAAUAAGUCUUUGCUCGAUACAAAUAUUGGAGAAAACUAAAGAUCUGAAGGCACAAGUGGAGACUUACUACAAAUCCUUAAAAUUCACUCCAUCUCAGUUCUUUCUCACUGUUGGUGGAUUGAGCUUUCUAGAUUUUUUUUUAAGGAAACUGAAUAAGAUGUCGAAAUCUAAAUCUGGUUUGGAUUUCCUGAUGAAACCUCUUUUAGGUAAUUUGGAGAAAGAGCUAUCAUCUCUUACAUCCAUUUUAGAGAAGGAGCUGUCAUCUUUAUCAUCCGUUUUCAGAGAUGUUGCAAAGGUGCAUCAAGAACAUAAAAUUCUUAAAGAUCUUCAGAGACGUACCAUAAAUUUGGCAUAUGAAGCUGAGGUUGCCAUUAACUCUGUUCUUGCUCAGUAUAAUGCCUUUUUGUAUAUAUUUUGCUCACUUCCUACAAUCUUAAAAGAGAUCAAGCAAAUUAAUGCAGAGGUGGCUGAGAUGUGGUCGGUGGAUGUUGCUCUUAAGCCUCACUAUGUGGUAGCGCCAUCUAAACAUCUACCAACUCAACAUAGCAAUCCAGUGAAUGAUGAGGAGAUAGUGGGUUUUGGGAAUGACAUCGAAAAAAUGAUUCAGUAUCUGAUUAGAGGUACAAGGGAUCUAGACGUCAUCCCAAUUGUAGGCAUGGGGGGACAGGGGAAAACGACAAUUGCUAGAAAAGUGUACAAUAGUGACAACAUUGUUUCUAGUUUUGAUGUUCGAGCAUGGUGCCUUGUUUCCCAAACAUAUACCCGGAGAAAGCUAUUACAAGAGAUUUUUAGUCAAGUUACCGGUUCCCAAGACAUGGGAGAUAAGGAUGGAGAACUUGCGGACAUGUUGAGGAAAAGACUAAUGGGAAAGAGAUAUCUCAUUGUAUUGGAUGAUAUGUGGGAUUGUAUGGCAUGGGAUGACUUAAGGCUUUAUUUUCCAGAUGUUGGAAAUAGAAGCAGAAUAGUCGUAACCACUAGACUUGAGAAAGUGGGUGAGCAAGUCAAGUACCAUACUGAUCCUUAUUUUCUUCCAUUCCUCACAACAGAAGAGAGUUGCCAAUUGUUGCAGAAAAAAGUGUUUCAAAAGGAAGAUUGCCCGCCUGAACUACAAGAUGUGAGUCACGCAGUUGCAGAAAAAUGCAAAGGGUUGCCUCUAGUGGUUGUCUUGGUAGCUGGAAUAAUCAAAAAAAGGAAAAUGGAAGAAUCUUGGUGGAAUGAGGUGAAAGAUGCUUUAUUUGACUAUCUUGAUUGUGAGUCGGAAGAAUAUAGUCGGGUGACUAUGCAGUUGAGUUUUGAUAACUUACCCAAUUGUUUAAAGCCUUGUCUUCUUUAUAUGGGGAUGUUUCCGGAGGAUGAAAGUAUUCCAGUGUCUAAAUUGAUUAGUUUAUGGAUCGCGGAAGACUUCGUGGAGAACAUUGAAUCUGCUGAAGAUUACUUGAUGGAUCUCAUUAGCAGUAACGUGGUAAUGGUUUCAAGGAGAAGUUAUAAUGGUAAAGUCAAAUGCUGUCAGGUUCAUGAUGUAGUGCUUCACUUUUGCUUGGAGAAGAGUAGAGUAGAAAAGUUUAUGCUGGCAGUGAAGGGGCAUGCUAGCCAGUUUCGACGUUUGACUCGAAAGGAAAGUCGAGUGAGCCUCAGUUUCAGUGAAGAGCAUUCCAAGUUUGCAUCUCUAGUCUCCAAAGCAGAGAAGCCUUUCCACCAGCACUUGAGGUCACUGAUAACGACCAAUCGAGGACACUAUGAUGAUGGGAUUCCCUGUCUGAUUAAUAAAUUGCGACUUCUUAAGGUCUUGGAUUUAAGUUCUAUUUUGGUGCCUACUUUGUCGUCAGCUACAUUCAAACCACUAAUUCUCCUGAAGUACCUGGCAGUUUGGGCCGGUCAAUUCGAUUUUCAUCGAGAAUCACAUCUGCCCCAUCUAGAAACUUUAACUGUGGUGAAUAACAGUAUGGUACUAUUACCAGCGUCUUUUUGGGAAAUGGAAAAAUUAAGGCAUGUUGAGAUUAGGGAUGCUGAAUUUGAUUUUGAAGAGGAUAAGCAUGGGAUGUUUGAAGGAUCCUCUAAAUUGGAAAAUUUGAGGAUAUUAAGGAAGGUUAGAGUUCCAGUUGAUAGGGUGGAUGUGUUAUUAAGGAGGUGUCCUAAUCUUCAACUACUUGCCAUUGAUAUUUGGAACAAUUCUGCCGAGCCUGUUUGUCUCAAAUGGGAGAGUCUUACCCAGCUUCAAACACUUCGCCUUUCCUUUGUGCGUCCCAUAGUUUUAUCCGGGUUACAGUUGCCUUCAAUUUUGAAGAAGUUGGUACUAUUCGAGUCUUAUAUAGAAAGCGUGAUUCCCUUCAUUGCGGAGCUACCAAGCCUGGAGUAUCUCAAAUUAGAAUAUGUGCAUUCUAUUGAAUUAAAAGAGUGGUGCCUUGGAGAUAUUACUUUCCAUAAACUUAAGUUGUUGAAACUGGUGCAGUUAGAAAUCUCAACGUGGGAUGCCUCGGAGGAAUCCUUUCCCCUGCUUGAAACACUUGUUAUAAAAUAUUGUGAAGAUCUAGAGGAGAUCCCCCUUAGCUUUGCAGAUAUUCCAACACUGAAACAGAUUAAGUUGAUUUACUGCAAGAAUGAAUCUCUGAAGGCUUCCGCUGUGAGAAUUAAGGAAGAAGCCGAAGCGAUUGAAGGAUGCGACCGUAUUCAAAUCACUAUCUAAGAUUUGGGGGGAAGGCUGUAAAUCAAGUAUGUGCCUGCAACCACAACAAUGGUAUCGUUUCAAUUUUGGGGGGUGAUUUACACCCGAUAUUGGAAUAAAUGCGCAAAUUAUGCUUUUAGAUUACAUGGUUUUAUGUCAAUUAUAUACUUGGUAUAUCUUCUAGUCUCAAUUCUUCAUAUGCUUUUGAAAUAAACGUGUAAUGACACUUUUUACUCAUAAAUAAUUUUUUUUUAAAAAAAAGUUAUUCAAUAUAAUUUAUUCUUGCCAAAUUUCUUAAGUUACAGACUCGUGAGACGAACUUGAUGAACACAGUAAGAUAAAGAUAUAGCCUGUC